Molecule: messenger RNA, 1370 nt
Organism: Bipolaris maydis ATCC 48331
Lineage: Eukaryota; Fungi; Ascomycota; Dothideomycetes; Pleosporales; Pleosporaceae
Product: R3H-associated N-terminal domain-containing protein
Molecular function (GO): nucleic acid binding
Source: RefSeq, a predicted model, not a curated record
AUCGCCAUCUGUCCCCCAGACACAUCCUCCCCACAGCUUGGUGACAGAAGCUUGGUUGCUGUCUCUUUUGUUUCGUCAUCUUCUAUUCCUAGCUCUCUAGCUAUCCGUCUUCUCUAGGCACUGUCUUCACCUCUUGCUCCCUCCCCGCCUUCCCCCCUUUCAAUCGCACUGUCAACGCCACCGCAAUGGCUAUCGGCGAUAUCCCCUCCAGCCCCCAGCAGGCGACGGCACCGCCUCAACCCAUCGACAUUGAUGCCUGGACUGAGCAAGCAACCGUUGCCCUGGGCUCUGUAACCAUUUCCGUCCCUGGAGAUGCGCCUCAGACUGCCCCAGUUACGCUUGCCAUUCCGCUCGAUGAGCACGAUGCGCCCACGGCUGCUGCACACCCUGUAGGUGCUUCAGCAGCCGCAAAAGAAGGCGGAUACUAUCGUCGCAAGGAGCCGCUUCGCCGCGACAGCAUGAAGCGGCGCGAGGCCCUGCUAAAGGGAAAGGAGGGUUCCAGGCGCAGGCAGAGAUGGGAGAAUGAUCGUCUCCUAAACAACCCCCACGCCGAACCCCCGCUCCCCAGAGACUGGGAAGUCCACCCUACACACACGCCCAAACACGUGCCUUACUACCUCGCCCCGCUCUGGGACCAAGGCCUGAGUCGCCAAUCCAUCGACCGCCGCUCCGCCGCCCUCGCCCAAAAAACCGCUCAGAAAACCAUCGCUACCAACCCCUCUGCGCCCGGCAUCGUCCCCAAGGAACUCCGCGACAAACUCAAGCGCUCGCGCGGCGCAAAGGGCCUCCUCAUGGACCUCGAGAGCCAAGUCAGAAGCUUCGUUGCAGAGUGGCACGACAAGGAGCGCCAAGCCGCGCAGCUCGGUGUCCCCACCGACCCGGACAGCGAGGACGACGAGAUUGUUUUUGUGGGCAGAAAUGGACACAUGAAUGAUGUUGCUUCUUCGCCUUCUUCGUCGGCCCUGCUGCUGCCCCUCAAGAAGGAGUUGAUGCUUUUUGAUACUCCCGAAGAGGAUGUCGGCGGCUGCUUUGGGAGGUGGCUCGUCCAUCAUAUUGCCGUUUAUUAUGGCUUGAGCACUUGGAGUGUUACUGUCGGCGAUCCUGCCAGGAGGGAGGCGUAUAUUGGCGUCAAGAAGGGGGGAGGCGACGCCUUGCCUAGGCCCUUGUAUGGCUUGGUCUAGGUCUUAUCAUUUUUUUGCAUGUGCGACGUGUAUAUAUGGCCAAGUGGUUUAGGCAAAUUGUUGUCUACAUGGAUUAGAGUACGCAUAGUUAUUCCACUCUUGUGUUCUGUUUCCAAGACUAAUAUAGUUAAAGUGUUGUAAAAAAAAAGACCUUUGGGAGAAAAAAAAAGAGAUCAUACACUUUGUUUC